AUGAAAUCAUUUAGUAUCAUAGCUCAAGCCCGACACAUAAAUUACAUCAAUGAAAAAUUAAAUUUAAAGAAACCAUCAAUUAACAAGCCUAUUCUUAUUACUGCUGAUGAAGAACAAGUACAAUUAACAGAAAGUUCAAUGAAAAAGGAAGAGCUAAUAUUGAAAAAAGAUAAGUUAUUAGUUAUUUUACAACAAGUUCAAGAAUUAACUAAUAACAAUGAAGCAGAUUGA
Molecule: messenger RNA, 231 nt
Organism: Cetraspora pellucida
Lineage: Eukaryota; Fungi; Glomeromycota; Glomeromycetes; Diversisporales; Gigasporaceae
Source: the annotation of a GenBank genome assembly